AUGCCAGGCUCACUCGCCGAAUACCUAGCAAAGAACUACCUCACAGCCGACCCGGCAACGGAGCGACCAAAGAAGAAGCGCAAGAAGACCAAAGCCGUCGACACAGCCGGCUCCGGCCUCAUCAUCGCAGACGAUGACCCACCCGACAUUCGCGCCUCACUAGGCAAAAGCAAAGAAGACGAUGAAGACAGCCCGUACAUCGAGCGAUCGGCCAAAAGCGCCGAAUUUCGCCGCGCAAAGCAGUCAAGCUGGAAAACAAUCGGCGGACCAGCGCCAGGCGAACAAAGCGAACAAGCAGCCGCAGACGCAAUCCUCGCCUCAGCAGCCGCGGAACGAACAGCCCAACAAGACGCCGAAGAAGAUGACGGCCCAACAAUCGAAGAGGAAGAUGAAGGCGAAGACGGCGCGCGAAUGGAAUCCGGUGCUCGAGGCGGUCUCCAAACAGCCGCCCAGACAGCAGCCAUGGUAAAAGCGCAAGAAAAAAGGCGCAAAGCCGAAGAGGCACUAUACCGCGAUCCGACUGCCUCGAACGAAAAGACCCAGGAAACAAUCUACCGUGACGCGUCCGGACGGAUCAUCAACGUCGCAAUGAAACGCGCUGAAGCACGCCGCGCCGAGGAGGAAAAGCGCGAGAAGGAAGAACAAGCGCGCGAGGCUCUCAUGGGCGAUGUACAGCGACAGCAGCGUGAAGAGCGGAGACAGGAACUGCAAAAUGUCAAGUCUAUGCCUGUGGCACGGACGAUCGAUGAUGAUAUUAUGAAUGAUGAACUCCGGGCGCGGGAGCGAUGGAAUGAUCCUGCCGCGGAGUUCCUUACGUCGCGGCCGGAUGCUGGGUCUAGUGUUUCUGGGAAACCGUUGUAUCGGGGUGCCUUUCAGCCGAAUCGGUAUGGCAUUCGGCCUGGACAUCGGUGGGAUGGGGUCGAUCGGUCUACUGGGUUUGAGAAGGAGUGGUUUGCGGCGAGGAAUAAGAAGAGCCGGUUUGAGGCUUUGGAUUAUCAGUGGCAGAUGGAUGAAUAA
Molecule: messenger RNA, 1017 nt
Organism: Penicillium arizonense
Lineage: Eukaryota; Fungi; Ascomycota; Eurotiomycetes; Eurotiales; Aspergillaceae
Gene: cwc26
Product: putative cell cycle control protein (Cwf26)
Exons: 1
Coding region: 1-1017 (338 amino acids)
Biological process (GO): mRNA splicing, via spliceosome
Cellular component (GO): RES complex; U2-type spliceosomal complex
Molecular function (GO): RNA binding
Source: RefSeq, a predicted model, not a curated record